GUUGUUAUUGAUGUUGUUUUGAGGAGGUGUAGUUAGAAUUAGUCUGUAGUCUGGAACAGAGGACAUUUCUCGCUUUCUUUGUGCCGUGGAUUCAGGUAUCAGUUCUGUUUACACGAUGUCAGAAAGCUCGAGUGAUACUGAGUCCUCCUGUGGAUGGACUGUUAUCAGCAACGAGGGCUCAGACAUCGAGUCCCUGGGGCCUGAGAGCGGAGCAGGUUCCUAUCUGCAGGAAGCCGUCGAAGCAGCCCCGCUGCAGCGGGCUGCUCCAGCAGGUAGCGUUCCACAAACCCUCCAGGGUGAGGAUAAGGAGGUUGUGUAUGAAGACUCUGUGGAUAGCACCCUUAAAGAGGCCACAGUGGUGGAAGAUGACUCUGGCCAGCAGGUAGGAAUGGAGGCGUGUCUAGAGGAGCAUGCGAAUCUUUGUUCCUCCAGUGAGCACUCUGAUAUUGUUACCCUUGGAGACUCCAGAGAGGCGGAGCUUGUAACAUGGGAGGGGCCAGUUGUCAAGGAGGACGAGGAAACGGGAACUGAAGAGAUCUACCUGGGAACCUCCUCAAGCAGCCAGUACACUUUCAGUUCUGCAGAGACAAUCUUCCCAGCGGAGCAUACAGUGCGCAGGGGCUCCAGCACUAGCACAGAGGAUGAGGAUGCUGGGAUGGAGGCCAGUCCAGUUGUGAGAAGGCGCAGGCUAAGGAGGAGCACGGCAGGCUCGGAACCAGAGGAACAGCAGGAGGUUACCGAUGGCGGUCAGGAAGAGGCGGGGCAGAGGGAAGUUCAUGUGGCUCCCGCAAACCAGCAGCAGGUCAGUGGAACCCUCAACAAGUGCAUCCUUCUCGCCCUCGUCAUCGCCAUCAGCAUGGGAUUUGGACAUUUCUACGGCACAGUGCAGAUACAGGAACGUCAGAGGAUGGUGGAGAAGAUCCGUGUAAGUGAUCUGAGUGAGACGCGGGAGCUCCAGCAGUGUCGGAAGGAGCAGGACGCUGUCAGUGAGGAUGUGGUCCAGAACCUGAGGGAAGACCUUCAGGACAAACGAGACAUGGUGACGUCCCUGACUGGCAUUAUGGAUAAAAUUACCAAAGAGAACCAACAUCUCACAGCCAAAGAGGUUGAACUUCAGGCUCAAAGAACAGAUUUACUGGAACAACUUCAGCAGACCCGGAGCGAGAUGGCGUCUAAUGAGAAGCGCCUCACCUCAGAGAACCAUGUGCUGAAGAACACUCUAGAGCGCGAGGAAGCAUCUCUCUCCAUCCUUCAGGACGAGCUCCGCCACCUCCGCACGCAAAUUCGCGAGCUGGAGGAGAGAGGGGCCAACACCGACGCCAUUCUUUCUGAGAACCAGCAGUUGAAGGACCACCUCCUGGAGGAGAAGCAGCGUAUUCGGAGCUUCCUGAACCAGAAGGAGGCUCUGAUGGUGGAGGCUCAGGCCUUACGCAAGGCGCUGGACAAGGAGCAGAAGGUGACUGAAAGGAUGAGGGAUCAGCUGGGUGAGCGGGAGAGUGAAGCGGGUGGGGAAGCCGACCCUGAAAGGGAGGCGCUCCAGACACGAGUGCAGGAGCUUGAGAAGAAGCUGAGCUUUGAGCAGCAGCGCUCGGAUCUGUGGGAGCGACUCUACGUGGAGACAAAAGAAGAAAGAACCAAAGGAGACAGGCAACCCAAGCUUAGAACGCCAAAAGAGGGCAUGCUGGGAAAGGUGAAGGAGACGUUUGAUGCAGUGAAGAACUCCACCAAAGAGUUUGUGCACCACCACAAGGAGCAGAUCAAGAAAGCCAAGGAAGCUGUCAAGGAGAACUUCAGGAAGUUCUCGGACUCCGUCAAGUCAACAUUCAGGCACCUGAAGAACUCUGCAUCCAGCAUGUUUGACAAGCACCGACGGCCGCAGGAAACGAAGUCCCAUGAGAGGAAGGAUGCAAGAACAGAGCCGCGGCAGGAGUUUCAGCGUGACGGUUUCAGAGAGCAGGGGAACAAACAUUCAGAGGACUCCCACUGGCUGCACCACAGGCCCCUGCACCAACACUCCCACAAAUCUACAGACGGUCCCUCCUUCCAUGCCGACCGCAACACGCGCAAGUCGGGCGCCCAGAAGGAGCAAGAUGUCACGGGACAGAGAGCCGCACCCAAAGGAUGCGCUGGCGUGUUCGACUGUGCCUACCAGGAGUCCAUGAGCCUCUUCAACAAGGCCAUGGACCCCAUAAGGGCCGACGAGUUCAACCAGCUGCUCCUCAGCUACCUUCAUCAAGAAGUUGGCCACUUCCACCACUGGAGGGAGCUUGAGAGCUUCAUCAACAAUUUCUUUCACAAUGGACUUUUUAUUCACGAUCAGAUGCUGUUCACAGACUUUGUUAGUGGUGUUGAAGAUUACUUGGAGGAUAUGGAUGAGUACCAGGGUGGGAAUGAUGUUUUUGAAGAUCUGGAUGAUUACAUAUACAGGCACUUCUUUGGGGAUACGUACUUGAAACGAUACGGUCCAAGCCGACCUUUCGAUGGGCCAGGGUCAAAGGUCAAAACGGAGCAGGAGCGCCAGAGGCAGCAGCGAAAGCAUUUGCGACCCCUGCCGCCCCGGGACAGGAAAUGGGCUCGGCCGGGCCGCAGCUCUGAUGGACACUUUGCCGAAGUUAAAAUUGAGCUGGGACCCAUUCCGUUCGACCCAAAGUACUAGCACAGUUCAGAUAGUUGUUUCUACUGUAGCUUUUGAAGCAGUUUAUUAUUGCAAAAAGAGUGGUAAGACUAGCACCCCUCCCCUGCUCCUCUCUCUUUGUGAUUUUGCACAAUUGUAAAGGCCUGUUGUACAUUUGUGUGCAGUCUUUGUGUGAACGUGGUUGCUUGUGUUGUGACUGGACACAGUAGUGGUGUACAGAAUCUUCGAGAUUAGUUAUGAAACUAUUUUUGUUCCAGUUUUCGUUGUUAAGAAAGUUAGAGAAGGAAUGUUAUAUAAAAAAUAAAACAUUUAAUUAGAAUAAAGCACAGUUUGACUGAGGAAAAAAAUAUAAAAAAUAAAACUUUAAUUUUAAAUAUUGCAUUGAAUUAGUGUGUACAAAUAAAGAGGUAUGCAAACAACCUGCUGUCUCCUUAGAAAUGUUCUGCUCUCCUAAUAAAACUAAUCUGCAUGUCCACCAUCUAGAAAGGAUGAUCUGAAUGUUCCAUUUUCAGGACCAAAUACACCACUGGUUGACAGUGUGGGUUGUUUCUGAGGUACCUUCCUUUGGUGUGUACGCUUUGGUGUGCAUUGCUUGUUCUACUGCUGCUAAGUGUCAACACUGAUUAGUUUAUUAGAAAUAUUGCAGAGGAGUAAUUUUUUUUAUUUGCCGUUAUGAAUGCAAUCUCUUUUUCCCCUUGGUAAUGUCUUGUUGGAUAAAAACAUCACAAUUGAACCCUUUUUUUAAUGCUAAGAUUUCUUUUUGGUGUUACACAAUUUAUUAUGCACAUCAUUAAAUCUCAAUAAAAAUACA
This is a messenger RNA of Electrophorus electricus (electric eel), 3446 nucleotides long. It is a transcript of the gene ccpg1, whose product is annotated as cell cycle progression 1. The record is from RefSeq and is a predicted model, not a curated record. Lineage: Eukaryota; Metazoa; Chordata; Actinopteri; Gymnotiformes; Gymnotidae. Gene Ontology annotation, cellular component: membrane.